GAGAAACCUUGAGCAUUUUGCCUCCUCUCUUCAGAAUUCUAUUUCUGCCAUUGACCCUGAGAAUGGUGGAGGUGAACUCACCAUCAAGUUACCAAAAGAAUGUUUGAAAUUUGUGUCUGAGCGAAAAACAUUUCGAUUGAGUGUUGAGUUUUCUUUGGAACAUCCGAAAGGCGGAGUUCAAUUUGUUCUUCCUCGAUGUGAAGGAAAGAUUGACAUGAACUCUGCACAUGUCUUCUCUUUCAAUCAUGGAAACACCUCAAGGCUAUGGUUUCCUUGCAUCGACUCUUUUUCGGAGGUAUGUACUUGGAAGAUCGAUAUCACAGUGGAUCGAGACUUAGUGGCAGUGUCGUCUGGUGAAUUGAUUGAGCAGGUUUACACAGCUAAUGAACGAUUUAAAAUGUACUCUUACGUAUUGGACGUACCUACAGCGGCUUCAAAUAUCGCCUUUGCAGUAGGACCUUUUGAAGUACACGUUGAUCCAGUAAUGCCCGAGGUCGCUCAUUUCUGUUUGCCUGGUUUGUUACCGCUGUUGAAGCAGACAACUGGCUCACUGCACGAGGUGCUUGAAUUUUACGAAGAGUCGAUGAGUUGCCAAUUUCCUUAUCCUUCUUACAAGCAAGUGUUCGUGGAUCAUUCCUUUGAAGAAACUUCUUCAUAUGCUACCUUGGCCAUAUGCAGUACAAAUCUUCUUCAUUCAAGUCGUGUCAUUGACCAAGCCUUUUACACAAGAAAAAUACUAGCUCGUGCUUUAGCGCGACAGUUUUUUGGUUGUUAUCUAUCUCUCAACACAUGGUCGGAUUCAUGGCUUCAAGGUGGAAUAACAUAUUAUCUUUAUGGCCUUUACAUGAAGAAAGCGUUUGGAAAUAAUGAAUAUAGAAGCUGGAUUCGUGAGGAGAUGGAAAAAGUAUGCAAGUAUGAGAUUGAAGGUCCUGGCUUGUUGCCUCUCAAUAAUAAGUCUUUCGUAUCUAAUAAUGAUGUCAGCUCAGACACUGAUUCUGACACCAUGGCAACAAGUGGUCAACCGAGCUAUCUACAUAUGCAUCCGCACCUGACGUCAUGUAAGCAGAUUGAAGCGAUGUAUAGUAAAGCUCAUCUGGUGAUGAGAUUAAUUGAAAUGAGGAUUGGAUUGGAACCGCUGCUUCAGGUGUUUAACAAACUGCUGUCUCUUGCAAAAUCUGCUGUGAAAUCUAAAGAUAUCAAUCUAUGGAAAAAUAUGUUAUUAUCAACUAACGGAUUUCUUCGUUCUAUAUCUAUUGUUUCUGGAAAAGAUCUGAACGUUUUCGUCGAUCAAUGGAUAUAUAGAUCUGGUGUCGUCUCAUUUUCUGGUCAUUUUGUAUUCAACCGUAAAAGAAACAUUGUCGAAUUAGAUUUAAUGCAACAUAUGAAAAAGGGUUGUUUCAAAUACAUGGGUCCACUGACUGUAUGUAUUCAGGAACUGGAUGGAUCAUUUAAACACACCGUUCAAAUCGAGGAUAUUACGAGUCAUCACGAACUGCAAUGUCACUCAAAGAGUCGAAGAAACAAGCGAAAGAAGAUUCCACUAAUGACUGGUGAAGAAGUAGAUAUUGAUCUCGAUAAAAUGGACUCGGAUUCUCCUGUCCUUUGGAUCCGUAUUGAUCCAGAAGUGAAUCUAAUACGAAAAGUAUCAUUUAAACAAUCUGACUUCAUGUGGCAUUUUCAGCUGAGGCAUGAGCGUGACGUCAUUGCCCAGGCUGAGGCUCUGGAAAACUUGAUAAAUUUCCCUACACGUCAAACUAUGCAAGCAUUUUUAGACGUGGCAAAACAGAAAGAAUGUUUUUAUCGAAUCCGUGUGGAUGCCAUUGAAAAAUUGGCUAAGCUAAAAGGUGACGCUGGAGAAACGUGGAAUGUUCAUCAAUCGCUCGUCACUAUAUUUCAGAUGUUUUUUGGAUCCGCUACCUGCCCGGAAAUCGUUCGAUACAACGAUUUUUCCAAUUUCAUUGACUAUUUUGUGCAAAAGGCUAUAGUCUCAUCGAUUGGUUUUUGCCGAGAUCAACACUCACAGUGCCCCAAAGCUGUUCGAGCAUUUCUCCUUAAUUUAUUGAAAUAUAACGAUAACAGAUUGAAUCGGUAUUCUGAUAGUUAUUACGUCAGCUCUAUCGUGAAUGGUUUGAUCAAUAGCAUUACUCCAACUGUGCCGAUUGUUAACACAAGCGGGGAAGGAACUCCUACAUUGAAACUGUCAGAGGAGUGCAGGCUUGUGCUUUCGGAAAUAACGAAGUACCUCAAUUUAGAAAAACUUCUUCCAUCCUACAAAUAUGUCGUCACUAGCAGUUGUCUGAAAGGUCUGCGAUUUCUACAGAUCAACGCUCAUAUUCCUUCAGAUCCUGAUGUUUUUCAAUAUUAUUCAAAAUACGGUCAUUUUGAGGAUGUUCGUCUAACGGCGAUUGAAUGUUUAGCUGAUAUAAUCCAAGCUGACAGUAAUGAAGAUGUUUUAGGAUACUUAUUGAACCUGGCAGAAAUUGAUCCUUCUUCUUUCAUAAGACACUUUAUUAUACAAAAGUUGACGGAGAAUCCUCCAUUUACCAAAAAGUCAAAUUCAAGACUGGAUACCUUGUAUUUGGUCAACAAACUUUGGACUGCUGCCAGCAAAAGUUCUUUCGACACUCGUUUAAGAUGUGAUUACAUGGAUUUGUACAAUACUCUUUGGGGGAGAGUUUCUCCUGGUUGUGUUCCAGCGCAAGGAAUGGGUGUUCUUAUUGAUUUGAAAGAAAAACGUAUUACAAACUUUUCCUCAUUAAAUACUCCAAGUGGCAGCAAGAUUUUUGAGGAAGGAGAUGUGAAGUCCGAAGAUAGAAGUAAAUUGAACUCAGAGACAAUCGUCAAGGACAUUCAACCAUUGAGAACAGAAAGCGAUAUUAGUAGCGCAGUUUCCGUCGAACCACCUUCAUCUGGAAAUUCAAAGCUGAAAUUAAAGAUUAAGCUUGGCGAAGAGGAUGAAAAUUCUGGCAUUAAUCAAGGCAUAACUGACAGAGACGGUGCCUGGAAGACCCACGCGGAAGGAGGAGAUCAUGAAAGAAAGAAACACAAGAAAAAAAAGAAGAAAAAGCAUAAAGAGGAUCAUAUAAACAAUUAACUUCAUUUUUUUAUACUCAUGCAUCUUGUCGACGAGAAAGAAUUGAAGUUACAAAAACCACUACAAUCUUGACAUAAGAAAAUAUUUUAAGUUCCUGUAAUAAGAUCUUUUGCAUACUUAGAGGUCACUUUGAAAAACACAACACUUUGUAAAAAUCCAUAAUUUAGCUAAGAAAACAGGAUCGAUCUUUUACGUCAUAAAAACUUAAAAUUCAUUGGACUCUGUUUUUAUCAGCUUUAGAACAUUCUGCCUCGUCAUCUAGCGAUACUAUGUUUUGAGCUCUACCAGAAAUGUCGUUGCUGUACCUCCAAUACUUUAGGAGAUACGAUCUGCACAGGAUUUUUCAUAUACAUGUCCUAUUAAGUUCUUUAUGAAAUAUAUUGUUUUCUAUAAAUUAUAUUAUGCAUAUAUGAAUUUGAGCUCCCCCUCCUUAAUUAUCUAAUGUACAACCUCUUAGAAACUAUCUCAAUGUUCACAAACUGUUUUUAAAUGCAUGUUAUCAAAUACAAGGGAAUUUCGUGAAA
Xenia sp. Carnegie-2017 is the source of this 3618-nucleotide messenger RNA. Its product is annotated as transcription initiation factor TFIID subunit 2-like. Gene Ontology annotation, biological process: transcription initiation at RNA polymerase II promoter. The coding region runs from base 215 to 3094 and encodes 959 amino acids. Gene Ontology annotation, cellular component: transcription factor TFIID complex. The record is from RefSeq and is a predicted model, not a curated record. The transcript has 30 exons. Lineage: Eukaryota; Metazoa; Cnidaria; Anthozoa; Malacalcyonacea; Xeniidae. Gene Ontology annotation, molecular function: chromatin binding; RNA polymerase II general transcription initiation factor activity; zinc ion binding.